CUUCCGGCCCUAUCUCUAGCCGAGUCUCCACUCUUUCCUGCAGGUCAAACCCAAGGUCGCAGCGGCUUGUCGAUCUGGCCCGUAGCAACUCAACUCUGCCGAUGGCGGAGGGGCGCGGUGUCGUUUGGCCGCUCGGCCUCCCACUCUCACUCGGGUUCACCACUGGAGUCUCUCCACGCCGUCUCGGGGCGAGUCCACCGCUAAGGUUCAGAGGCCCAUCAAGUACAGCUUGUAUCUCGGCCUUGCCGACUCAAUUGAGACUCAAUGGCCCGUGACGGCGCAGAACACAGCCGUACCCAAAGUGCGACGGUCUCAGUCCAAGAGGUAGACGAGACAACUCCCCUCCUAGGGGCGGAGGCGCAGAAGCCUGCAUACGUGACCUCACCCAAUGCCGUGGACGACGACUUAUGGCGACCGUCACCAGGCUUCUGGUGGAUUGAAACAGCCCUGUGGGCCAACGUGUUCCUCUCGGGGUUCGACGGUACCAUCACAGCCUCGACGUAUGCCGCCAUCAGCUCCGACUUCCACGCCGCCAACGACGCCGCAUGGCUGACGACGUCGUGCUUGAUCACGAGCACGGCGUUCCAGCCGCUGUAUGGCCGGUUCUCCGACAUGUUCGGGCGGCGGAUAUGCUUCUUCAUAUCAACAGUGACUUUCAUGGUCGGCUGUUUCGGAUGCUCGGUGGCUGAGAGCAUGUUGGUGCUGAACAUUAUGCGAGCCGUCACUGGCUUCGGAGGCGGCGGGCUAAUCACGAUGGCGACCGUGAUCAACUCGGACAUGAUUCCCUUCAAGAAGAGGGGCAUGUACCAGGCCAUGCAGAACAUCCUCGUCGGGUUCGGUGCUGUGUUGGGGGCGUCGCUUGGAGGUGUAAUUGCGGAGAGCAUCGGAUGGCGUUUUUGUUUUCUGCUUCAGGUUCCGGUGUCAGUGCUUGCCCUUGUCGUCGGUUACCUUGUCCUGGAGAAUCCCCCACGCAUGGUCCCAACGCUGGAAGCGAAGCGUCCGCUUCUGUCUGCUCUGCGGCAUCUAGAUCUCGCAGGAGCUGUGGUUCUGGUCCUCGGUCUGGUCGCCCAGCUCCUGGGGCUGAGCCUGGGCGGCAAUGACUUCCCCUGGGCAAGCCCGGUUGUGAUCGGCUCGCUGAUGGGGAGUGUGGUCUUGUUGCUCGUGUUCGUUGCGGUUGAAGCCACGACCAAGGCAAUCCCCAUGAUCCCGCUGAGGAUGCUGAGAGGCUGGCAGCCCACCGCUGUCCAGCUGACCAACGUGUUCUCCGGCAUGGCAGCGUACGCCUAUAUGUUCAUGGUGCCGCUGUACUUUCAGGCCGUCCGCGGCGACUCGCCAUCCGAAGCAGGCUUUCGGUUGAUCAUUCCGUCACUCGCGACUCCGGUUGGUGGUGUUCUUGCCGGCACGCUCAUGCAUCGUGGUUACCCGCUGUGUCUGAACGUCCGCCUUGGCACCGCCACGAUGCUGCUGGGCAAUCUACUUGCCCUGACGAUGGGAAUGUCGGGGAGUCGGUGGAAGGAAUUUGUAUAUCUGGUGCCAGCGAAUCUGGGGCUUGGUCUGACAAAUCCGAGCGUGCUCUUUAGCUUCGUGUCCCUCUUUGAGCACAGGGAGCAAGCGGUCGCCACCUCAACGGUGUACUUAAUCCGGUCCAUGGGCACCAUCUACGGCGUUACCAUCACUUCGGCCAUCGUUCAGAACGUGUUGCUCGCGAGGUUGCCCGAGACGCUUGGGGAUGCAGCUACUGAUGAGCUUGUGGAGAGGUUGCGGAAGUCUCUUUUCUCGCUCGAGGAGCUCGCUCCCGAGCUGGAGUGGGCAGUACGGUCUUUGUACUGCGAUGCACUCAGGAUAGCGUUUGCGGCCUCGAGUGCCUUUGCCUUGUUGGCCUUCAUGUUCUCGCUAGCGCACAAGACAGGGUCGAUGCAGAGGAAACGCGGUGAUAAUACCACUGAGGACGAGGUUGGCGAUGCCAAGGACGGCCAGAGACCUGAAAGUGGUUGUUGAUCUCUUGGAUUCGGGAACCUGGGGCAAUCUUGAGGAAGCCGAGAUACUGUGUUCAACUCAGGGAAGGAGAGGAGUGAGGGAGCCCCCGGGGCAGACAGAGUCUCGGGAAACAAGACUCAGGUACUGUCAGGGUUGGGUUGUGAUGGGCGGUCGCUUCCUGUUUAGCCGUGUUCGUCAGCCCUCCCAGAAAUUGCGUGAGCGGCAGCUCCUUCCCAAAACACCACCAUGCCUCCCCCACACGACCGGCCGGCCUGAGACAUUUUCGGUGGCCCAGCAGAUGCUUGGUCUUCAACGAAUCUUCCUACUAUCUGUUAGUUACUGUGAUAAAAGCCCUGAGUUGCGCCCCGACCGCACUCAAGUCACCUGAACAAGC
Molecule: messenger RNA, 2371 nt
Organism: Thermothielavioides terrestris NRRL 8126
Lineage: Eukaryota; Fungi; Ascomycota; Sordariomycetes; Sordariales; Chaetomiaceae
Exons: 6
Coding region: 265-1998 (577 amino acids)
Biological process (GO): basic amino acid transport; transmembrane transport
Cellular component (GO): fungal-type vacuole membrane
Molecular function (GO): basic amino acid transmembrane transporter activity
Source: RefSeq, a predicted model, not a curated record